Sorex fumeus (smoky shrew) is the source of this 1933-nucleotide messenger RNA. It is a transcript of the gene CCT4, whose product is annotated as chaperonin containing TCP1 subunit 4. The coding region runs from base 144 to 1763 and encodes 539 amino acids. The record is from RefSeq and is a predicted model, not a curated record. Gene Ontology annotation, biological process: protein folding. Gene Ontology annotation, cellular component: chaperonin-containing T-complex. Gene Ontology annotation, molecular function: ATP binding; ATP hydrolysis activity; ATP-dependent protein folding chaperone. The transcript has 14 exons. Lineage: Eukaryota; Metazoa; Chordata; Mammalia; Eulipotyphla; Soricidae.
CCCCUUCCCCGCCUCCGCCUCUUCCCAGCGCCGCUUUCUGGAAGGUUCGUGAAAGCGGUGGAGGCUUUCCGUUACUCCUCCAGCAGCCAGGAUCCACGUCCAUCCGUCCUUCCGAAGCCCCCGCAGACCCAGCUAAGUGUGCCAUGCCCGAGAACGUGGCUCCCCGGAGCGGGGCGCCGGCCGGGAGUGCCGGCGGCCGCGGAAAAAGCGCCUAUCAGGACCGGGAUAAGCCGGCCCAGAUCCGCUUCAGCAACAUCUCCGCGGCUAAAGCUGUUGCUGAUGCUAUUAGAACAAGCCUUGGACCAAAGGGGAUGGAUAAAAUGAUUCAGGAUGGAAAAGGUGAUGUGACCAUUACAAAUGAUGGUGCCACCAUUCUGAAACAAAUGCAAGUGUUACAUCCAGCAGCUAGGAUGUUGGUGGAGCUAUCUAAGGCUCAAGAUAUAGAAGCAGGAGAUGGCACCACAUCGGUGGUCAUCAUUGCUGGCUCUCUCUUAGAUUCUUGUACCAAGCUUCUUCAGAAAGGGAUUCAUCCAACCAUCAUUUCUGAGUCAUUCCAGAAGGCUUUGGAAAAGGGUCUUGAAAUUUUGAAUGACAUGUCUCGACCUGUGGAACUGAGUGACAGAGAAACCUUAUUAAAUAGUGCGACCACUUCGUUAAAUUCAAAGGUUGUCUCUCAGUACUCAAGUCUGCUUUCUCCAAUGAGUGUAAAUGCAGUGAUGAAAGUGAUUGAUCCAGCCACCGCUACUAGUGUAGAUCUUAGAGAUAUUAAAAUAGUUAAGAAGCUUGGUGGAACUAUUGAUGAUUGUGAGUUGGUAGAAGGACUGGUUCUCACUCAAAAGGUGGCAAAUUCUGGUAUAACCAGAGUUGAAAAGGCUAAAAUUGGGCUUAUUCAGUUUUGCUUAUCUGCUCCCAAAACAGAUAUGGAUAAUCAAAUAGUAGUGUCUGACUAUGUUCAGAUGGAUCGCGUACUUAGAGAGGAGAGAGCCUAUAUUCUAAACUUAGUAAAACAAAUUAAGAAAGCCGGAUGUAAUGUUCUUCUCAUACAGAAGUCUAUUCUAAGGGAUGCUCUUAGUGAUCUUGCGUUACAUUUCCUGACCAAAAUGAAGAUUAUGGUAGUUAAGGAUAUUGAGAGAGAAGACAUUGAAUUCAUUUGUAAGACAAUUGGAACUAUACCAGUUGCUCAUAUUGAUCAGUUCACUCCUGAUAUGUUGGGAUCAGCUGAGUUAGCUGAAGAAGUUAAUUUAAAUGGGGCUGGCAAACUGCUCAAGAUUACAGGUUGUACAAGCCCUGGCAAAACCGUUACAAUUGUUGUUCGAGGCUCUAACAAGUUGGUGAUAGAAGAAGCUGAGCGCUCCAUUCAUGAUGCACUGUGUGUUAUUCGCUGUUUAGUAAAGAAGAGAGCUCUUAUUGCAGGAGGCGGUGCUCCAGAAAUAGAACUGGCCCUACGGUUAACUGAAUAUUCAAGAACAUUGAGUGGUAUGGAAUCCUACUGCGUUCGUGCUUUUGCAGAUGCUCUGGAGGUCAUUCCAUCUACUCUAGCUGAAAAUGCUGGCCUGAAUCCCAUUUCAACGGUAACAGAAUUAAGAAACCGGCAUUCCCAAGGAGAAAAAACUUCAGGCAUUAAUGUUCGAAAGGGUGGUAUUUCCAACAUUUUGGAGGAACUGGUUGUCCAACCCCUAUUGGUUUCAGUCAGUGCACUGACUUUGGCAACUGAAACUGUCCGAAGCAUUCUGAAAAUUGAUGAUGUGGUUAACACGCGGUAAUAUGGAUGACCUAGCACCAUCACAGCUACUAAUAAUGAAGCUGGAAUUGAAAGAUCAUCUGUGUGUUCUUUGCUAGGGAGGCUAUUUUCCUCUGAAUUCUUAUUGACAUUUGCUUAAAAUCGUACUGAUAUAAUUUUAAUGAAAAUAUUAAAAAUUUGGUUUCAAAGGCA